GUGUAAUUUAGUAGCAACUGUAAUUUGUUAUUGUAUGUUUAGAUGUAACAGUAUUUUGGUUGCCAAGUUGUGUCAUUAAUGAUAUUCUGAGAUGUAAAAAUAAAAUAAAAAGCAAACGUAAUUUUUGUUAUAAUUUAAGAUGACGGUAAGGGUAUAGGUAUAUAAAAUAGUCAGCCCAAUAAAAGUUCACACGCUGGAUCACUUGUAGCUAUUGCGUGCAGCAUGUGCUCUGUGUCUUCACAUUCGUUCUCUCAUGUUUGUAAAGAGCGUCACGUGAAAGAAAGCUGGAGCGUGAACAGAACUAUGGCGACGGGAGGUGUAGCGCGUCUGACACUUGUUCAGAUAUGUCUAGCUUGUUGUAUGUUUUUAGAGAAUUGCAACCUUUUCAAAUCAGAAUCAACAUUAAGUCAAGUGUUAGACUCACGGGAGCUUUACCCCUACCGAGCUUACAAGGACGUCCAGAUAUUCCAUUACACAGUCCCGCAUCAAGUCUCCUUUGCAAGCUGGGAAUUUGAAGCUAAUGGGAGCACCUACUGCUCCCCAAAACCCAUCUCAGUUUUUUUGCAGUUUGGCAGCUAUCCUGUUAUCAAUCCACAAAAUGAAAGUUUCCCGGAUAAUUUCUUCUUCCACCGUAAGGACCUAUAUCACGUAACCAUGCUUACGAACUCUGAUCCAGUCCUUCUUAACGUUACCUGUCCGACGCCAGGAGACUGGUUUGUGGUAGCUUUUAUGACAGAAAACUCUCAAAAAAUAGUACAAAAAGGUCUUUAUCAUUCCUGUCAGGCAUGGUUUUCAUCCUCACUAAGCUUAAAUCUAGAGAAUUCAAUAACCACACUAUAUCCAGGAACUUCUCUACUUCAGCACAUGACAUCUGACCAGUUCUACAGAUUUUUUACACCAAAAAAUACUUGGUCUGUACGAGUUAGCAUCUCCAACUGUAAGACAGAACAAGAGUUAACAGAGAAUGAGUGCUCUUUGAUGGUGAUGGCCAGAGCUUUAGCGCUGCCUUCCUCUUACCUGUUGCCAGAUGUUUCAAGAACUACAAUAAUCGACUGUUCAGAGUUAGAACCUAAAGUUGACUGUGCUCUUGAGAUGAUCCCUAUAGAAGAUGACUGGAACUACAUUCUGAUUUCUUUAGUUAGUAAUAGCAGUGCAGAGUUCACUAUCAGAGUAGAAAUAGCAGUAUGUGAAGACAACAAAGAAGACAUGAAUCAAGAACUAGUUCCAACUGUUCACCAUGAGAACAUUCGAUCAAUCCCAUCUGUAUUGAAUUGGGACAAUAAAACACUGUCUGAACUUAACUUAGAGACAGAGGCCUUUACAGCUGCCCCCUUUUUGCACAAAUCAUCUCAUCAUCCCAUAAUUCAUUAUUCAAACAUCAAGGCUUCAUGCUGGGAUGAAGUGCCUUUAGUUCGUUACACUUUACAGAACUUAGCUUUUAAGUAUGAUGUAUUUCCUGGGAACAAUUCAUCUGUACCUGCUCAGAUUUAUGUUUCUACAGAAGUUCCCACCCUCAUGAGGUUUGAUGUGUUUCCUCUUCAAGACAUUGGAGGUACAUUAGCUUUGAAGCUUGCUCUUCCUGCUACUGAAGAUGAAAGAACCAAUGAUUUUUCUGUUGAAGCAUGUGUAGAGUAUGGAUUACGGCCCAUAUUAACACCAAGUGGAGCAUGUUUAACACAAAUGUCAGUUUUGGUUAACAGUAGCUCCUGGUACACUAGGCUUAAAACUUUAAUGAUUCCAUACCCUCAGGCAGGGAGCUGGUAUAUCAGUCUAUUAUCCCGUUGUUAUUUGGAGGAACGAAACAACAAUGCAAGCAAUACAUUAGAUGUGACAUGUAAUUCCAGCAAGAUACCAGUCAUUGUUCAGAUCAGUUCACUACCAUGUAUUCUGGGAAAAUGUGGAGAUCAUGGAAAAUGCUAUCAGUAUAUAAGUGGAGGUUUCAUCUUCAGCACUUGUGUUUGUAGUGCAGGUUGGCAAGGUUGGGGUUGUACAGACAGCAGACAUGCACUGUCAUAUGGCCAGCUCUUGCAAGCUGUUCUUUUGCUGACUUUAAGCAACAUAUUUUUUAUUCCUGCUAUUGUCCUAGCUUUCUAUCGUCAUUAUUAUAUAGAAGGAAUAGUCUUCUUCCUUACUAUGUCUUCUUCAAUGUUUUAUCAUGCCUGUGACACAGAGAUCAAAACGUUUUGUCUCAUGAGACUCAGUUUACUGCAGUACUGUGAUUUCUAUCUGGCUGUUUUGGCUCUAUGGGUAACACUGAUUGCCAUGGCAAAUCUCUCAGAGACAUUACGAUCUUUUGCACACAUGGGUGGAGCUGUGGGAAUUGCUAUAGCAGUAGAAUAUGACAGGACAGGUCUGUGGACUUUUGUGAUUCCAGCAGCAGUGGGAUUUUGUAUCUUGUCUGUAUCCUGGGUGUAUCACUGCAGACAGCAACACAGCUGCUACCCAAAGAUGAAGACUUGGUUUCUCUGUAUUCUACCAGGAGCUUUGUUUGCUGCUGGAGGAGUAGUUCUCUUUGCAAUCCUUGAGACUCAGAACAACUACACCUAUGUUCAUAGUGCUUGGCAUGCCACCAUGGCUCUGUCUGUAUUGUUUCUUCUGCCCAAAGAACGAGAAACCAAAGGUAGGCAGGAACCAAUCAACACUUGUAGCUACAUUCGUAUAGAGGAGCUGAAUGAUGUUAGUCUGUCCUUGGACCAUGGGGUAUAUGAGCACUUACUUCAGCCAUCCUCGUGAUUACAAUGUAUUAUGCUGCAUGUAAUGCUACUGAUUUAUAGAAUUAUAAAUUCUUUAUUGUGUUCACAUAUGGCUGCUUUGUAGAAAGUUACUUUAGUCUCAAAAUUAUGUUGGUUACUAAAUAAUGGUGAGAGAGAGUUAUUUGAAAUAUUUAUUGGAAUUACAGUAUUUUAAUUUAUUAAAACAAACUAACUGAUAUUUAAUGAUAUAAAACUUUGGACCAAUCUUUUGAAAACAAAUUAAAACAAUUUUUUGAUAGGAACAUAAUCAGUGUUAAUGUGAAUUUCAUGUGGUUUCCAAAUAACAUUUAUGAUACAUUACUUGUUGAAAUCAUUUCAAGUUUUGAAUGUUAAUUAUGAGACUAAACUACUUUUUUGUGCUCUAAGAUGAAGACUUUAUCAUAAGAAUCAGAAAUUUUUAAUGAACUCUUUUAACUAUCUUAUGCUCAAUAUAGGUUGUUGUUAUUUCAGAGAAUGUACAUUAUUUAAAUAUACACAUUAUGGUGUACUUUAAUGUAUAAAUGUACAUGUAUAUAAACUUUAUACAUUGGUAAAAUUUUAUGUGUAUUUGGCCUGUCAUUUGUACUUAUGUAUAAGUUAGUAAUGUGUGAAGACACCUAAAAAAUUCAAAUGUUUAGGUUAGAGACUAAAAACUGUAUGUGAUGUUUAGUAAUGUUAGUGUUUUCAUGAAUGACACAGUUAAUUUAGAUAAGCUGGUCUCAUGUGUUGUUUAUGCAGCUCAACUGUUUUGUAAAAUAAUAAUUUGUGCUCAACUUGUACAAAUGUGUUAAAUUUUAAUUUUGUUACUUGAAUUGUAGUAAAAAAUAAAUGAUUUGUCAUAGUUUUUUAGUUUAACAAGCACUUAGAAUUUAUUAGUUUAUAUGAAGUAUUUGGGUAGAAUUGAUAUUUCUGUUUGAUUUUAUCAUCAGUUCUUUAUUGAAAUAAGGAUAAAUCUCAAUUUGAUUGCUUUUGCAUUCAUAAAUAGUGAAACAUUACAAAUGAUUUGUGUAAAAAAGUGAGUAUUAUUUAUAAGAUAUAAUUUUUUCUUCAUCAGUUACAUGUGCUCUAGUCUCUCCUCUGCCUAAAGUAUAUAUUUUUUAUAUUUUCUUUGUAGCUCAUUUACAUAAACAAAUUCCUUGUAAAUACCUAAAACUUUUAUCAAAAUGGAGGUUUAUUAGUGAUAUUCUAAUAAUCGUUUUUGGGAUUAGUUCUGCUGGUGUUGGUAUGUGUGCAUUUAUAUAUAUAUAUAUAUAUAUAUAUAAGUGCACAACAAAAGUAGGAAACAAAUUUACUUCAGAACACAAUAUUCAGGAGUUUUAUGCUUUUAUAUACCUAUUAUCAUAAAGGUAUCAAAAUCUUUGGAAUGCUUCAUUUCUAUGGGUAGAUCAGGGAUAGAAAUAAUGAAAUAAAAUUACAUUCAUUUGAGGGAAAGCUAUCAGGACAAUUUCAUUCCAUCAGGUAAAGUUGCCUUUCCUCAUGAAUUGUUUUUUAUUUAAUUUAUGCAGUAUGUUCACAUUCAUUGGUCAUAACUAAAAGAAUAUGAAUGGACCAUGCAUUCCAGAUCGGGAAAACCAACUAAAAAGAUAAAAUUCCUCAAGCAAAGUUGAAUUCUUUGGGAAUGUGGGAAUGUAAUAUUUCGAUCCCUGUAGAUAUAUAUAUAUGUUUGUAUAUAAAUUAGGUUGAAUAGAGAUAGAACAUAAAUUUGCUGAUUGAAUGGUUGAAGUGCAUGUUAUUAAUAUAGCCCGAUAUUAAAGCUAGUCAGCAGAUGAAAUGAAACAAGACAUAAAGAAAUGCUGAACCAGAACUAAUUAAUAUAUUAAUUAUACCAUAUUUGUAUUAUCUGGUGUGAUGUGAUAUCCAUCUUAAAUAAUCAACUGCCUCUUCAAUGUCAUAAUUUAAAAUUGAGUCAUGAAAUGGCAAUAUUGUGUUUUAACCCAUCUAUCAUAGGAGGUUAGCUGAAAGCCUGUAGUUAUUAAUUAAGAAGAAGCUAGUCAUCUAAACAACUACCAAGUUCAUUUCAGCAUUAAUAUACAAUUGUGUCAGUAUAAAUAUAGAAUAAUAAACUUUUAUGGAUGGAUAAAAAGUGAUUGUAUUAUUGAUAUAUCUGUAGUUACCAUCUGUUGAGAAGGUCAGAAAGUACAUUCCAUUAUCGUUGUAUAUGAUAACAAGUUUUUAUAUUUAAUGACUUUGAAGACUAAUUGGUGAUGUUUUUCUGUUCAGGAGGUUUGUUUAAAAUACAUAUUUCGAAGAUUUGUAAAGAUUUGCAUGAUAUGUUUAAUUUGUAGAGUAUCAAGAUGGCAUGAUAUAUGUAAAAGCAUGAAAUAAAUAUGUAUGGGUAGGUG
This is a messenger RNA of Limulus polyphemus (Atlantic horseshoe crab), 5074 nucleotides long. RefSeq names its product transmembrane protein 8B-like. The transcript is spliced from 11 exons. Gene Ontology annotation, cellular component: plasma membrane. The record is from RefSeq and is a predicted model, not a curated record. NCBI's taxonomy places the organism in Eukaryota, Metazoa, Arthropoda, Merostomata, Xiphosura, Limulidae. Bases 223 to 2733 code for a protein of 836 amino acids.